Molecule: messenger RNA, 3208 nt
Organism: Drosophila nasuta
Lineage: Eukaryota; Metazoa; Arthropoda; Insecta; Diptera; Drosophilidae
Gene: Inx2
Product: innexin 2
Exons: 2
Coding region: 744-1847 (367 amino acids)
Biological process (GO): phototransduction
Cellular component (GO): gap junction; plasma membrane
Molecular function (GO): gap junction channel activity
Source: RefSeq, a predicted model, not a curated record
CUGUGACGGCGUUUCAAAUCUAUACAGCACCCACGACCAUUAAAAAGAACCACGCAACACACAAACAACAAACGCAUUGUUGUUGUUUGUUGGGUUACAAUUUUUUUUUGCGUUUUUUUUGCGUUCUGUUACAUUUUGUCGAACAACCAGCAAAGCCGCAGUAGCAGCAGCAGCAGCGGCAGCGCAACAGCAUCAUUACACACGCAUUGCACUCAAAACUACUUGUGAACCAACGUCUUGUUGUUGUUAUUGUCGUUUGCUGUGAGUGGUUGAGCGAGGGACCGAGAGAGCGACCAAGCGAGCGAGUGAGUGAGUGAGAGUGUAUGUGUUUCGUUUCUCAUUGUCUCGCGCCAAGUUGAGGAUUGAGCAAUUGCUGUUCCACGCUUAUUCGUUUAGAUCAGUACAAAACGAAGAGCUGCGGUAGCAGAGUUGUGCGUCGAGAGAGCCACCAGCCACCAGCAACCAACGAACAACCGAAGAGCGAACAAUUAUUGGAUUGUGUGCUGCAUUUGGCCACAGCUGCUCUGAUGCUGUUGCUGUUGCUAUAGAGCUGCAUUAACAAGGCGCACACUCAAGCGUUAUGUUGGACAAGUGACGUGUGAUUAAAAACCCAUCUAAAGCAACAAAAUACAAGACUAUUAACAAAAAAAACUAAGCAACAAAAAAAAAAAAGAAGAAAACUCAACAACUUAAUUCAACUUUAAAAACUCGACGACAAAUCUUUUUGUAAAAAGCCAACGAAAAUGUUUGAUGUAUUCGGCUCCGUUAAGGGGCUGCUGAAAAUCGAUCAGGUCUGCAUCGAUAACAAUGUCUUUCGCAUGCACUACAAGGCAACGGUGAUCAUCCUGAUCGCCUUCUCGCUGCUCGUCACUUCGCGCCAAUACAUCGGUGAUCCGAUCGAUUGCAUUGUCGAUGAAAUUCCCCUCGGGGUUAUGGACACAUAUUGCUGGAUCUAUUCGACAUUCACCGUACCGGAGCGUCUCACUGGCAUCACCGGUCGCGAUGUUGUGCAACCCGGCGUGGGAUCACAUGUGGAUGGACAGGAUAAGGUCAAAUAUCACAAAUACUAUCAAUGGGUGUGCUUUGUGCUCUUCUUCCAAGCCAUCUUGUUCUAUGUGCCGCGCUAUCUGUGGAAAUCGUGGGAAGGCGGCCGCUUGAAGAUGCUUGUGAUGGAUCUCAAUAGUCCGAUUGUGAACGAUGAGUGCAAGAAUGAUCGCAAAAAGAUAUUGGUCGAUUAUUUCAUUGGCAAUCUGAAUCGUCACAAUUUCUAUGCAUUCCGUUUCUUUGUCUGCGAAGCCCUCAAUUUCGUCAACGUGAUCGCUCAGAUCUAUUUCGUCGAUUUCUUUUUGGAUGGCGAAUUCAGCACAUACGGCAGCGAUGUGCUCAAGUUUACGGAAAUGGAGCCCGACGAUCGUAUCGAUCCCAUGGCUAAGGUAUUUCCCAAGGUCACCAAAUGUACGUUCCACAAAUAUGGUCCAUCCGGAAGUGUGCAGAAAUUCGAUGGUCUCUGCGUGUUGCCAUUGAACAUUGUUAACGAGAAGAUCUAUGUGUUCUUGUGGUUCUGGUUCAUCAUCCUGAGCAUAUUGUCGGGCAUCUCGCUCGUCUAUCGCAUCGCUGUUGUCGUUGGACCCAAGCUCCGUCAUCUCCUGUUGCGCGCCCGUUCGCGUUUGGCGGAAAGCGAUGAAGUGGAAACGGUGGCGAACAAAUGCAAUAUUGGCGAUUGGUUCCUGCUCUAUCAGCUGGGCAAGAAUAUCGAUCCGUUGAUCUACAAGGAGGUGAUAUCGGAUCUAUCGCGUGAAAUGGGCGGCGAUGGGCAGAGUGCACACAAGCAACCCUUUGAUGCCUAAGCGAACAUAAUGUUGUGGAGUGCGAGUGGAAGCGAGAUGAAACGACGACGAUGACAGAGAACUGAAGAGAGCAACGACGACGGCGACGAUGGCAGGAGUUAAAGAAGAAGACGAAACGAAAUGGAAAUGGAAUGGGAAUGAGAACGUCGACGAGAGUCGGACCUAGGCUCAGUGCUAGGCGACCUUGCACGUAGUCGAAAUGAAAUGGAAUGAGAAAGAGAUGGAGAUGGAAGAAGAACGAGGAGGUGGGAGAUGGGAGAAGGGGGCGUGGCCUUUUGAGCUAAUGACGAGCUAAUUGAACACACAUAUCAACGAAUUCCAUGGUAAACGCUUCUGUUUUGAGUGUUUUGCCGCCAGAUUGCAAAACACUUGAAAACAUUUUCGAAAUGCAACUACAACAAUACUAGCCACACACAUACACACACACACACGCACAUAUAUAAACACGCACAAUUCACACAUAAGAAACAUAAAAAAAACAAAUCCCCACCAGGCCCUGGACUGGCAGCUGUCUAUAUAAGAAAUAAGACAAUCAAUUAAACAGACGCUGCUGGAAUUCAAAAACAGGAACUAAGGCAAAAAACAACAAUAAAAGACAACAAUAAGAAUUUGAUAAAUACUUUAUGAUUAUUUUAUUAUUUUUUUUUUUCGUAUGCAAUAAAAGACAGCAAGCAAUUAAAAGACAGAAGAAGAAUAAGAAUUUUUUGCUAAUACAUAUUUUUUAUACACAUCCUGAUGAAGAUGCAACUGUAGAUGCAGAUACAAUUGUAUCUAGAUACAUUUAUAUACUAUAUACAUACAUAUAUUUAUAAUGCAAAAAUGCCACAUGCGAUUAAUAUUUAUGCUAAGAGUUGUGAUCAUUGAUUAAGCAGUUUGUAAACAAAUGAAAUAAUUACAAAACGAUUUGUAACAAGAAAAAUAAAACAAGAAAAAACAAACAACAACAACAGCAACAAUAAUGAUAACAAUACAAAUUUCCAUAUACAAUACUAUAUAUUUUUUUUUUGUAUUUGAUUUCCAAUUUAUAUAAGCAAUAAUUAUUUAAUUGCAAUUUAAUUACGUUAUAUAUAUAUACAAAAAAAAAAUGCAAAACUAUUUUCGCCAGCAAUUUAUAGUUCAUUUUAAUUGUACUUUUCAAUUUUGUCAUAUUUCUUCUAGCAUUUAUUUGUUUAGUUCUUAGGCAUUUUAGUUUAGCGCAAUUUUUUUUUGAAAUAAAGACGAAAAAAGAAAACUACUUGAAAUAUUUUUAUAACGCUAAUGAUAAUAAUAAUGCAAAUAUAUAUUUAUAAAUUGUAACAAUGCAGAAAUAUGCGUAUAUAUUUUUGUAUACAUAAUAAAUGUUUAGCUAUACAAAAAAAAAA